Messenger RNA from Arachis duranensis, 1383 nucleotides. RefSeq lists its product as uncharacterized. Bases 1 to 1383 code for a protein of 460 amino acids. The record is from RefSeq and is a predicted model, not a curated record. Gene Ontology annotation, molecular function: nucleic acid binding; zinc ion binding. Lineage: Eukaryota; Viridiplantae; Streptophyta; Magnoliopsida; Fabales; Fabaceae. The transcript has 3 exons.
AUGAAGCCAAAGCAGGCUAUGGAAUACGUGGUCCAAGACUACAACAUCCAACUGAGUGGAAAAAUGAUAAGCAGGGCACUUAAGGCAUCUAGGGAGGAGGUAAUUGGCGACAAAGGAGCACAGAAUGGUAAGAUUAGGGAUUACCUGAUGGAACUGCAUAGGAAAAACCCGGGUUCAACUACAAGAUUAAAUGUGAUACCUCAGCCAGAGUCUCUCCCUUUGUUUGAUAGACUAUAUAUAAGCUCUGAUGCUUGUAAGAAGGGCUUAAUAGAAGGAUGCAGGCCUUUGAUUGGAUUAGACGGUUGUUUUCUUAAGGGCUAUUACGACGGCCAGCUACUGUCUGCAGUGGGUCAAGAUGGCAAUAACCAUUUCUUUGUUAUUGCAUAUGCAGUUGUGCCAAAUGAGUGUAAGGACACUUGGAAAUGGUUCUUAACACAACUUCAACAUGACUUAGGUGAUAGCACGGAAAGGGGCUGGAACUUCAUUUCAGACCAACAAAAGGACAUAUUUCCAAGGGCUUUUCAUAGGAACUGCGUACUACAUAUUUGGAAGAAUUUCAUUGAGCAAUUUAAGGACCAACAGACCAAGCAACUUGUAUGGGAUUGUGCACGUUGCACCACAGAAAUUGUGUUCAAGGCAGCUAUGGAAAAGCUGAAACAGAUCAGUGUUCUAGCUUGGGAAUAUCUUGAUAGGUUUGAUCCAGCUACUUGGUCGAAGGCAUUUUUCAGUCCCGGACCCAUGGUUGACAAUAUCACCAAUAAUAUGUGCGAAGUUUGGAAUGCUAAGAUAGUGGCAUACAGGGGUAAGCCAAUACUGACAAUGUGCGAGGACUUAAGAUGUUAUCUAAUGCGAAAGAUGGCAGCACACAAAAAGAAGCUAGAGAAACAUGUUGGCGCUUUAGCUCCAGUGCAGCAAAAAAGAUUGGACGACUUCAUUAAGCCAAAAAGCCAUAACUGGAAAGCUAUCUGGGAUGGAGAUAGUAAAAGAGUUCUUUUUGAAGUGCACUGUAUGCCUUGUAAACAUGCAGUGGUAGCCAUGUCUAAGAUGGGCCUUAGGCCUGAAGAUUUUGUGCAUAAGUGGCUUACAAUGGAAGUAGUAAGAGCUACAUACUCACAUUGCAUCAAACCGGUUAAUAGUGAAGAGUACUGGGUACAAUCGAAUGCUCCUAAUACUCUUCCUCCGCCAAUCAAAAGAGCUGCUCAUAGGCCAAAGAUGAAGAGAAGAUCAGACCCGGUUAAGAAAGAGAUGAAUCCAAACAAAUAUAGAAAAACCUUUCAAGUCACUUGCUUAAAGUGUGGUCAGCUAGGACAUUACUACAAGACUUGUACCAAUGCACCCCAAAGAAGGAGAGAAGGGCAAAGAAAGGGCCUUUGCAAUUUGUAG